This is a messenger RNA of Talaromyces rugulosus, 1917 nucleotides long. RefSeq lists its product as uncharacterized. The coding region runs from base 1 to 1917 and encodes 638 amino acids. Gene Ontology annotation, biological process: protein phosphorylation; MAPK cascade; cellular hyperosmotic response. The transcript is spliced from 2 exons. NCBI's taxonomy places the organism in Eukaryota, Fungi, Ascomycota, Eurotiomycetes, Eurotiales, Trichocomaceae. Gene Ontology annotation, molecular function: ATP binding; MAP kinase kinase activity. The record is from RefSeq and is a predicted model, not a curated record.
AUGGAAGCCGAACAGAAAGCCCCGAUCGUGGAAGAUUUCGCCAUCUCCCCGGGCUCCGAUAAUGAACCAAAGACUCCUCCCUCGCCGGCAUCAGCACCACCUGCCACGAAAUCGCCGACCACCGUUCCCUCGCUACGACCGGGAGCACCUGCGAAACUGAGUGAAUCAACAAACCCUCUAGGCCAAUUGAAUGCUGCUCGGAGAGGAGGCGUGCCGCCUCCGCGCCCAGUAGCUUCCAUUGGCGGACAAUCAGCAGGGCUGAACCAGGACCUCAUGGCUCGAAUGAAGGAAUUCUCCUUGUCAAGACAGGGAACUCCCGCCAGCCUCACACACGCUUCUUCGACGGGGGCAAUUCCCUCGUCAAAUCAAGCACAUGCAUCCCCAGCAGCCGCCGGAACGGCCUCUCCGCAUGCGAUCCCCUUCCCAAUCGCCGGAGGUUUGCCCGGAAGAGGGCCUAUUGCACGACCCCCGCUUCCACCGUCUAUGGCGUCGGCUCCGUCGAUACCACCGCGCCAGAAAACAGGUGGUUUGGCCGCCAAGCGGCUCAAGCCAGGUCUCAAGUUGUCUGAUGCCCAAGGGCCGCCUCCUCCAGCCCCAGAUACCCAGCAACCCGCCCAGCCCACCCACGACGACCCAACCGAUUCGGCCUUUAGCAAAUACUCUGAAUUCCUCGACACCAAGUCCGGCACACUGCACUUCAAGGACCAGGCCGUCAUCCACGGCGGAGGCAUCGAGUUCUCGUCCGGACAAAGUUUCAACAUAUCCCUAGACGAGGUUGAUCGGCUCGAAGAGCUGGGCAAGGGCAAUUACGGAACCGUGUAUAAAGUACGACAUAGUCGGCCUCACCUGCGAAGACCAGGUCUUGGCCUGUCUGGAAUUGUCAGCCGGCCAGCGGGGCUGGAAGAUGUUCUUUCACCAAACUCAAAAAAUCCACAGGACAAUCUCAGCGGGGUCGUAAUGGCAAUGAAAGAGAUCAGGUUAGAGCUGGACGAGAAAAAGUUUGCCCAAAUCAUCAUGGAACUAGACAUUCUACACCGAUGCGUAUCGCCUUUUAUCAUUGAUUUCUAUGGCGCCUUCUUCCAAGAAGGCGCUGUCUACAUCUGUGUCGAGUACAUGGACGGCGGAUCUGUCGAUCGACUAUACAAGGGCGGAAUGCCCGAGAACAUCCUGCGCAAAGUGGCUCUUUCGACAGUCAUGGGUCUCAAGACAUUGAAGGACGACCACAACAUCAUCCAUCGGGACGUCAAACCCACCAAUAUCCUCGCCAACAGCCGGGGGCAGGUCAAAAUCUGCGACUUUGGAGUGAGCGGCAACCUGGUUGCGAGCAUUGCCAAGACCAACAUUGGAUGCCAGAGCUACAUGGCCCCCGAACGCAUUGCUGGCGGCGGCAUGCAGCAGUCGGGGGGGACGAGUGGAGGAACUUAUAGUGUCCAGAGCGAUAUCUGGAGCUUGGGCUUGUCGGUGAUUGAGUGUGCCCGGGGGCGAUAUCCGUACCCUCCGGAGACGUACAACAACAUCUUCAGUCAAUUACACGAAAUUGUCAACGGCGAGCCACCUACCUUGCCGGAUGACUUUUCGGACGAUGCCCAUGCAUUUGUUCGAGCAUGUCUUGACAAAAACCCAAGCAAUCGCCCUAGCUACAAGCAGCUUCUCCGCCACCCGUGGCUUACGUCCUUGAUGGUACCCCCGACGGCGACGAAUGGAGACGCCGAUGCCCCCCAAGAGCCUUCAUCUCAGCUCUCGCCCGAUGCGACCGACGAUGCCGAGGUAGCGGCAUGGGUGACGGAAGCUCUGGAGCGCCGUCUAGCAGGUACAUCGGGCUCGGAUGAGAGGCCAGCGUUGCAUGCUGCUCCGCUUGAUGCUGUUGGGGGGAGCCCUCUAAUUGAAGAGCCCACGUCUCUGUCACCGCAUGAUUAG